AUGCGCCGCAGCGCGUCGUCUGCCGUCCUUUCCAGCACCACGCGCUCUAUGUUCUGGUGGUCCAUGAGCACGUUGCGCAGCACAGAGCCCUCAGCCCCCGGCGGGAACACCAGGGCGCGCUCCACGGUGAGCACGUCCGGCGCGGCCGCCAGGUGGGCCGGCACCACAUGGGGUGGGUGGUCAAAGUUGUAG
Molecule: messenger RNA, 192 nt
Organism: Auxenochlorella protothecoides
Lineage: Eukaryota; Viridiplantae; Chlorophyta; Trebouxiophyceae; Chlorellales; Chlorellaceae
Exons: 1
Coding region: 1-192 (63 amino acids)
Source: RefSeq, a predicted model, not a curated record